Babesia bigemina is the source of this 1065-nucleotide messenger RNA. RefSeq names its product adenosine deaminase, putative. Gene Ontology annotation, cellular component: cytosol; external side of plasma membrane. Gene Ontology annotation, molecular function: adenosine deaminase activity. The transcript has 6 exons. The coding region runs from base 1 to 1065 and encodes 354 amino acids. Lineage: Eukaryota; Apicomplexa; Aconoidasida; Piroplasmida; Babesiidae. The record is from RefSeq and is a predicted model, not a curated record. Gene Ontology annotation, biological process: inosine biosynthetic process; adenosine catabolic process; negative regulation of adenosine receptor signaling pathway.
AUGAUGAUGGCCACUUACCCAACUAAUGCCGAGCUCCAGAAGAUGGGCGAAUGGGAGCGUAAGGCUAUAUGGAGGAAGAUGCCCAAAAUGGAACUCCACUUACACGGAGAUAUUGCAUGCCCCAUAUAUUCCGAUUAUGCAUCCGGCGACACCGCAUUCACUGAGCAGGAUAUCCUCCAAAACAUCGUGUGCAACUACAAAAUCAAGGACUUGGUCGAAUUCAUCGAUAAGACACGCAUGAUAUGCAAGAUAUUUUCAAAUAAUCAGAAAAUCCUUGAAAGAUGUACAACGGAAGCAAUAUUAGCCAAGCACCGUGAGGGCGUUGUGGGUCUGGAAUUCAGGUUUUCACCUGCAUAUUUAGCGGAGGGAUGCGGGUACAGUUUUGACGAAGUGCUCGACAGCGUUUUCGAUGGUAUAGAGCAGGCGAAGCAGCAAAUCACAACUCCUUUCGAGGUUGGCGCAAUAUAUAUUGGUGAGGUUGGUAUCGACGACAAGUUUUCUUUUGAAGACUCCGUUGAUUACUUCUUGAAAAAUCGUGAAAAAUUUAUUGGGUUUGACAAUGCUGGUUAUCCUGCGCCAUUUUCUCCGCACGCGGCACAAUUUAAACGCCUUGUUGAUGCGGGUGUAAAUUUAACGCUUCAUGCGGGGGAGACUCCCCCUGAUUGUAACGAUCGUUUGGCUACCGCACUCGACCUUGGUGCCCAGCGUAUAGGCCACGGCAUUGAGUGCGUGAAAUCGCCGGAAAUGAUGAAACGCCUUAUUGAUCAGGAUGUGAUAUUGGAGGUGUGCCCCAAAUCUAAUUGGAUUACCAACCCCGCCAUCAACAUGAACGACCACCCAAUAAGAAGAAUUUACGACGCGGGCGUCAAGAUAUGUAUCAACACCGACGACCCUAUGAUGAUGACCAACAGUCUGCACGAGGAGUACGAUAUGCUCUUUACACAUUUAGGUUUCGGUUAUGAGGAUUUUGUGAAGAUGAAUACCUGGGCACUAGAGAAGUCCUUCCUCAGCAGGGAGGCCAAAAUAAAACUCAAGGAAACGUACUUUCCCGGCGCCAAGAUAUAG